AUGACAGACGCCGACAUUUUAACAGACCAGCAGAUUGACGACCUGCUGGCACAGGCUGAAGUCCGCCUGCGGGAGAAGUCAAAGUCCACAAAUGAAGACGAGAUCAGCUUGGAGAUUGUCACACCAACAACGACAUCCAGGAAGAUAAUUCCUAAAAUCCACCAUGGCCUCGUCCGAUCGAGAUAUAUCAAUGACAAGCAGGGUGUCGCUGAGACCAAUGCAAAAGCCAUCUUAGAACGCCAGCAAAGCCUGUUGGCGGAUGGCCUCAGGUCUGUCGAAACGGUUCAGAAGUCCAAGAAAACGAAUGACCAAACCAGUGCAGGCCCAGACUGGUUCGACAUGCCCAAGACACACCUGACUCCUCAAUUGAAGCGCGAUCUGCAACUCAUCGAAAUGCGAUCAGUGCUCGAUCCGCACAGGCAUUACAAGAAAAAUAACAGGAAAGGCAAAGUACCGACAUUCUCGCAGACGGGGACAGUCAUUGAAGGUCCCACAGAGUUCUUCAGCGCAAGAAUCAACAAAAAGGAUCGCUCGAAGAACUUUGUCGAAGAGGCAAUAGCUACCGAGAGGGAGACUGGGCGAUUCAAACGGAAGUACAGCGAAAUCCAGGAGUCGAAGACAAGUGGCAAGAAAGCACACUACAAGAAGCUCAUGGCAAAGAGGAGAAAAAGACCUUGA
This is a messenger RNA of Fonsecaea multimorphosa CBS 102226, 678 nucleotides long. RefSeq lists its product as uncharacterized. Gene Ontology annotation, cellular component: nucleolus. The record is from RefSeq and is a predicted model, not a curated record. NCBI's taxonomy places the organism in Eukaryota, Fungi, Ascomycota, Eurotiomycetes, Chaetothyriales, Herpotrichiellaceae. The coding region runs from base 1 to 678 and encodes 225 amino acids. Gene Ontology annotation, molecular function: RNA binding. The transcript is spliced from 3 exons. Gene Ontology annotation, biological process: RNA processing.